CCUAGCUAUAUUUUUUUUUAUUUUUAUUUAAAAAUGUACAGUACGGGGAAUAGUUUAUCCUUUCAUAUAUAGCACAACUCAUUUAUACUUGAUAUCAAAAGAUAAAUCUUUUUUCUCAUAUGGAAUCUCUGAGCAAAGAUCCAAGUCCUUCAGAGGCUUCAAGCAUCAUCUCUACAACUGAAGCUCCCCCAUGUCAGAACUUAAAGGAUCAGAAGAAGCAAGUAAUAGUUUUAGAGGAAGAAGAAGAAGAAGAAGAAGUGAAAGAUCAUGAAGAACAAGAGCCAAAACAAGAGCUGAAUCUCAUUGACUGCUUAAACAACAUGGAUUCUUCUCAAACUUGUUCAGAAAGUAGGCAUCAAUCUACUGAUCAUCAUCAAGCUGCUGAGCAAAGAGUCUUCUCAUGCAACUACUGCCAAAGAAAAUUCUACAGUUCACAGGCGCUUGGAGGUCACCAAAAUGCUCAUAAAAGAGAGAGAACUCUAGCAAAAAGAGGGCAAAGAAUAGGCACAACAACAUACACACCAGCCUCAGCCAUUGCUUUUGGUGGGCAACAGCCAUAUAAUUUGCACCACAAUCAUUAUUAUUCUAGCCUGUCUUCUCUUUCUCUUCAUGGUGGACACAAUAGGUCUCUUGGAAUUCAAGUGCACUCAAUGAUCCAUAAGCCAACUCAUGGAAUCAGCAACAUGUAUGGACACAACAACUGGUCUAGGCCUCCUAUUGAACAACAACCAGCAGUAGGAAGAUUAUCAUUAAUGGAGAAUUUUCAUGCAAGUUCAACAGGACCAUCAUCUCGAGCUGGGGUUGGAAGAUUCAACUCUUUCAGAACGAUGAUGGGUUCUCCUCAGGUGGAAGAUCAUCUAGCCGCUGGUAAUUGUAAUUGGUGGAAAGGUGGUGGCGUUGGUGGUGGUGGUGGUGGUUUGAGGACUUCUAAUCAGGAAGAUAUGAGGCAGCAGAAGCUUGAUUUGUCUCUCAAGCUGUAAUUGAUUAAGUUAAUUUCGAAAAUUCCUGAUUGAGAUUAUAGAAAGGACGGUUUUUUUUUUUUUUUCUUUCUGAAUUGUUGUUAGAGGCAGCUAGCUAUAGAUUCUAUAUCAAUUAACU
This is a messenger RNA of Mangifera indica (mango), 1098 nucleotides long. RefSeq names its product zinc finger protein 3-like. NCBI's taxonomy places the organism in Eukaryota, Viridiplantae, Streptophyta, Magnoliopsida, Sapindales, Anacardiaceae. The transcript has a single exon. Gene Ontology annotation, biological process: negative regulation of abscisic acid-activated signaling pathway. The record is from RefSeq and is a predicted model, not a curated record. Bases 120 to 980 code for a protein of 286 amino acids.